AAAUAAAUUUCUGAAUCGAAUAUUAUAAACAUUUAUUUUAUGGGUGUCAACUAUAGAGACAAUAUUAAAGGCAAAACCAAAUUCGCUCACCUGUGCAUACCCUUCUUCAAUAAAAGCAAGCCCACCUCUGUAUGUAUAUACUCGUACAUAUAUUGGUACUUUCCCCGAAAACAAAAACGUUCAACUGCGGUAGGCAAAGGCAACUGUCGUCUUGUGUUUGACGACUACAAAAAAGCCACAUUAAAUUUCUCAAGUGUAAGCAAACGGGGCGCAGUAAGCCAAUCGCUUCGUCGCACUCAGCUCGUCUUUCAUAAAAGAAAAUUUUGUUGGAGAUAAAAUGGAGGCAAGAAAUUAUCAGUUGCGUCUGGUAGACUAUGUCACUAAACGAAACGGCAUUAUAUACUUGCCUACAGGCACGGGAAAAACAUACGUGGCGAUCCUGGCGCUAAAACGGUUUUCAAAGGACAUGGAUAAGCCUGUCGAUGGUGGAGGGAAGCGAGCGGUAUUUAUGUGCAAUACUGUGGAAUUAGCUCGCCAGCAAGCUAUUUGUAUUAAAAAACUUACGAGCUUAAAAGUCGGAUUCUAUGUGGGCGAAAGAGAUGUAGACUAUUGGGAACCAAAAAAAUGGGACGAGGAAAUAAAAGAAAACCAAGUACUGGUGGGCACGGCCCAGGUUAUGCUAGAUCUCGUAUUACAGAAGCGCCUGGGACUAGGAUCCAUCAGUAUUGUCAUCUUCGACGAGUGUCAUCAUGGCACUGGCCAACAUCCCUACCAUGAGUUUAUGCGCCUGUUUCAAUGUGCCAAUCCCAAUGAUGAACUUCCCCGCGUCGUUGGCUUAACUGGUGUGUUAAUCAAGGGCAAUGAAAUCAAAAAUGUAGCCAAAAAACUCAAGGAAUUGGAAACAACCUACCGUGGCAACAUAAUAACCGUAUCGGACAUGCAUGAAAUCGAGAACGUAAUGUUGCACUCAACCAAGCCGGUCGAACUAGUCGCCUCUUAUCCUUUGGACACAUACUCUUUUGAUGUCAUCAACAAAAUUAAAGCACGAAUCGACCAAUUUUACAAGACAUUAGAAGUUUUGGACAUUGGCACGCAGCCAGUGCGCAUGUCUAAGGGACUGCAGAAGGUCCGCGAGCCGAACAAAAAGACCUACGUUAAAACGAUCCUUAACGAUUUUCUAUACCAACUGAAUGAUUUCGGCAUUUACACAGCAUCAAUUGCCAUAAUGGCAGUGAUUGUAGAGUUUGAAAUAAAAAGGAGACAGGCGGAGACCCUAACCUUGCGCAAUAUGUAUCGUGCGGCUAUAACACUGUGUGACCACAUUCGCCAUCUGCUAGUGAGCAAAAUGCUUGACUGGCUCGACGAGAACGAAUCAGAUGGACUGGAAAAUAGAGAGGACAUCAUUCUCAAUUUUUCCACACGCAAAGUGCAAACAUUCUUGAACUAUUUGAAGCAGACAUUUGCCGGCAAGCAGGCAAAGGACAUUUGCUGUCUAGUGUUUGUGGAGCGACGGUAUUCGGCCAAAUGUAUCUAUGGCAUGUUACUGAACUACAUUGCGGGAACUCCAGAGCUGAAGAAUGUGCUGGUGCCACAGUUUAUGGUCGGGCGCAAUGGGCUGUCGCACGAUUUUGGCAGUGUAUUGCAGCGCAAGUGCCAGAAGACGGCAAUUAAAGAAUUUCGGGACGGCGAAUGCAAUCUCAUGGUAUGCUCCAGCGUUCUGGAAGAGGGCAUCGAUGUGCAGGCCUGCAAUUAUGUGCUCAUUCUAGACCAACUAAAAACAUUCAACAUGUAUGUGCAGACAAAGGGACGAGCACGGUCUAAGGAUGCCGUGUUCGUGAUGUUCUGCUCGCAGGGAGAUAGAGAUAAGAUGUCCCAGCGAUUACAGCAGUAUCGUGAGGCGCAUAUUGAGAUAGCAGCAUAUCUAAAACAACGCGUUUUGGAGCGUGAACCACAAGAUUACGAAAUCGAAGAGCACUUCCAGGAUGUAAUCAAGCCAUACAUAAAUUCCAACGGCGCCCUGCUUCUACCCUCUAGUGCGUUAUCACUCCUGUAUAGGUACUGCCAGCAGUUACCUGUAGACGCAUUUGGCAUUGUGCUUCCCUGGUUCGAGCGACUACCGCCUGAUGCAAACCAGGGACGCAACAAGGAAAUUGUGUCCGUUACGCUGCCACUAACCUCGUUGCUGCGCGAGACGAUCUAUAGCGACCCCAUGAAUUGUACCAAAUGGGCAAAGAUAUCGGCCGCCUUCAAAACAUGCAUUAAAUUACACGAACUAGGCGAAUUCAAUGAGCAUUUGUUGCCCACGACAGUCCAGGAACGGGUCGAGGCCAUAGCAGAUGUGCAUUUCGAACACUGGAAGAAAUAUGGCGACAGCGUGACCAUCAAGCGUAAGGAAAAGGCACAAAAGGAGCAAGAACUUAGUUAUCCAAGCUCCUGCCCUAGCGAAAUGUAUGAUGCACAACCUCGCGUGGCCGAACCGUGCUACGCUUAUGAGAUCAGUCUGUGUCCGCAAUUUGAGCGCAACGAUUACACGGCCCACAUGCACGAUCAUCUGCAGAAAGGCGGCAACUACGCGUUGUUAUUGCGCAAACGACUCCCGCGCCUCGCAGAGAUGCCACUAUUUAGCAACCAAGGUAAAUUGACUGUAAAAGUUGCGGAGGAACCUCAGGUGCUGUGCAUCAAUAGCGCCGAUGAACUGGAGCAAGUGCAACGCUUCCAUAUGAUGAUAUUUCGAGACCUGCUUCGCAUCUGGCAGCCAUUCUUUGUGCUGGAUCGGAGUAGCAAGGAACACUCAUAUCUUGUGGUGCCGCUGGCAACACAGGGUGGCGGAAUUGACAUGGAGAUGGUGGCGAGGUUCCAGAGUCUGCCCGCACCUCGAAAGUACGGCCUCGCAGAACGCAGAAAGCAAGCGCUUCCCAAGGCCGAAGAUUUUGAGGGCAAGGUUGUAACUCAGUGGUACGCCAACUAUGAGCACAAGCGUAUGCUAGUGACUAAGGUGCACACAGAGCUGACGCCUAUGAGCAUGAUGGAGGACAAACAAAAAGACAAGAGCUACUAUGAUUUCACAAUGUCCAAAUACAAGGAGAACAUUGAAGACGUUGCGCACAAGACGCAGUUCCUCCUGGAGGUGAGGGAGUUGACGGAUCGGCUCAACUUCUAUGUGAACCAACGGGGCAAAUCGUCCGCACUGGCCAAGGCUCGCGCAAAGGUGCUCCUAAUUCCAGAACUCUGUUUCAACUUUCACUUCCCGGGCACCAUGUGGGUAAAGCUGCUUUUUUUGCCGAGUAUUUUGCGUCGCCUCACAUUCAUGCUGCAUGGGGAGGCAUUACGCGUGCGCUUUAAUAAAUAUCUGGGGCUUGAUAGCAUUCCAGUGAAUGGAGAGUUGUAUCGCCCACAACCUUUGGCUAUUGACUUGUCACUGCGGCGGAACGUUGACGAAGUAGGCAAUGCGAUAGCAGGGGAGGUGUUCGAGGAACCUAAGUCGCUGUUAGAGCCGUUGCCCACUAAAGUGAUUGAGGACUCUACCGAAAAGAUGGAAAUCGAAGAUCUGAAUAUACCUUGGCAGAACUAUAUGCAGCCGAUUGACUUGGAACGCAAAAUGAUGAUCAGUUAUCCAGUUGAGUUAAGCUACUAUUGUCGCUUCACCAGUGGCGAUCUUAUAAAGCUAGAUAAGCUGGAGACAGCUGAUAAACAGUUGUGGGCAGAAACGCAGUUUAAAAUGCCAAAGAGCAACGUAUACACCACCCAGUCAUCACCGGUCAGUAUAAGUGCAUCAGUGCCCGCCUUAAUGCCCUCAUCGUCCCAGAAUUUAUGUUCUCUCUCUGUAUUAAAACGCAGUAUGUCCAAUGAAAGCAUUAUUCCAGCAGAACAAUGCGAAUUUAUGGCCGCAAUCACGUCUGCCGGCAGCGUCGAUGUUUUCGACAUGGAACGCCUCGAACUUCUCGGCGAUUGUUUUCUUAAGCUCAGUGCCACGCUCUAUCUAGCCAAUAAGUAUCCGGACUGGAACGAGGGCAUAUUAACGCAAGUAAAAUCAGCGCUGGUCUCCAACCGCAAUCUUCUUUACUGCUUGAGAGAAACAGACAUACCACAUUGCAUCUGCAACUCUGUGUUUACCCCGAAGUACACGUGGCUUCCGCCUUCUACAAGUCUACCCCACAACAUUCGUGCCAUAUGGACAAAGAAGCCUCAGAUUGCAGCUCUAAUUGGGCCGCACAACUUGAGGGAUCUUGUGCUUAGCGAUAAUGAGAUCAACGGUUCCGGCGAAUGCAGCGCAGAUAAUUAUCGGAACUUCAUUGAAAGCUGUCAAGCCAAUAAGCACACGCAUCAUGCGGGCCAAAACUUCCACGCGGACAUUAAUUUUUUGGUGCACCAACAUCAACUGGCGGACAAGGUGGUGGCGGACACAUUAGAGGCGCUUCUGGGAGUGAUCGUGAAGAACUAUGGACUGCAGCACGGCUUUCGCAUGCUCGAGUACUUUGGCAUAUGCAAGCCAGACAUAGGGAAGCCUCUGACGCAGUUGCUCGACCUGCAACUUGGUAGUGACCGCAUUCGCACAAACAUUACAGCUCGUGAGGUCGACGCUUUCCUGCUAAACCAUGCAUUCCUGGAGGCCAACCUGGGCUAUACUUUUCGCGAUCGUGCUUACCUCCUUCAAGCACUGACGCAUCCUUCUUUUCCUACGAACCGAUUGACUGGCUGCUAUCAAGAGCUAGAGUUCAUUGGCGACGCAAUACUGGAUUUUUUGAUAUCAGCGUACAUCUUCGAGCACAAGACACGCAUGACUCCCGGUCAGCUGACAGAUCUCCGGUCAGCACUGGUUAAUAACACCACUCUUGCAUGCAUAUGCGUGCGUCACCGUUUCCAUUUUUUUAUAUUGGCGGAAAACGCGCUUCUCUCGGAGUCCGUGAAGAACUUUGCUGAAUUCCAAGAGUCACAGGGUCAUCGCGUUACAAACCACGUGCGCAUUCUGAUGGAAGAGAGUGACGUGCAGCCUGUGCCGCUGGACAGCGAUGAGGAGGUAGAUCUUGAGAAGGACUUGGUUCUCGAGACAAACUCUGCUGGAAGUCGUCGCGGUGACGCUGCUCCAACUGCGAUUGGGGAAUUCAAUUUGGCACAUAAUGUUGACGUACCCAAGGCUCUUGGCGAUGUUGUGGAGGCCUUAAUAGCAGCCAUAUAUUUGGACUGCCGUAGUCUGGAAACCACCUGGCAGGUGAUCUACAAAUUGUUUGAACCCGAACUAGUGGAAUUCUCACGUAACGUGCCUAUCAAUCCAAUCCGUCAGCUAUUCGAGCAUAAGGUGGCCAAUCCACAGUUUACUCAGCCGAUCGUGGAUCAGAACAUGGUAAUGGUCUGUUGCCAAUUCACUUGCAUAGACAGGACCAUGAAGGUGCAUGGCUUUGGCACAAACUCGAAUCAGGCCAAGCUUGCGGCGGCGAAGCAUGCGUUACAGAAACUGGCAAAAUGCGAAGCAUAACCAAUCUAUAUGCAACAGUUGCACUUGUUAUACCCUGUACGCAUAGGGUAGAAAGAGUAUAUUAGGUUUGUGCAAAGCAUUCGACCCCAUAAAGUAUAUAUAUUCUUAAUUAGUAUGAGAGAAAUCGAUCCACCUGUCCGUCUGUCCGCGUGAAUGAACGCCUGGAUUUCGGAAACUACUAAGCGCACAUUAACCAAGCUCCUCCCCCCCUUGCCGCUACAGAAUUUUGUCAAUGCCCCACAUUUCAAAAGCUACAUAAACUAAUGUUUACACACGUAAUCAAUAUAUAAUUA
Messenger RNA from Scaptodrosophila lebanonensis, 5766 nucleotides. Its product is annotated as endoribonuclease Dicer. Gene Ontology annotation, cellular component: RISC complex; nucleus; cytoplasm. Bases 338 to 5473 code for a protein of 1711 amino acids. Gene Ontology annotation, biological process: apoptotic DNA fragmentation; pre-miRNA processing; siRNA processing. The transcript is spliced from 9 exons. Gene Ontology annotation, molecular function: DNA binding; ribonuclease III activity; deoxyribonuclease I activity. The record is from RefSeq and is a predicted model, not a curated record. Lineage: Eukaryota; Metazoa; Arthropoda; Insecta; Diptera; Drosophilidae.